Molecule: messenger RNA, 847 nt
Organism: Sesamum indicum (sesame)
Lineage: Eukaryota; Viridiplantae; Streptophyta; Magnoliopsida; Lamiales; Pedaliaceae
Product: Tetratricopeptide repeat (TPR)-like superfamily protein
Molecular function (GO): protein binding
Source: RefSeq, a predicted model, not a curated record
AUUGUCCGCUUUUUCAUAAACUAAAGAGCAAGAAUCACCAAGCGGAUCAUGGGUUCAAACCCGAUUUAAGUACCCCAUCGCCUUCAGAAGUUAAACGACGACGACUUUCGGUCACAACGCAUCGGCAGCCUUGGAACCACCGCCGUCAGUCGAGCAGCUCGAAAUUCCGAUCGAUUCUCCGGCAAUGGAGAAGGAUGUCCUGGUUCAAUUAGGCAUCCUGAUUUUCACUCUCUGCAUCUUCUACGUCCUCCACAGCCUCCCCAAGAGGGCCUUCUCGAAGCUCCGAUCCCAAGCCCGGCCCAGCAACCAGGCUCACCGCCACUUCAUCCAGGGAGCCCAGUUCCUCUCCCGAGCCCGAUCCAUGAAAACCAAAUCCACCGUCUUCAACCUCGCGAAAUCCGCCGUCAACGAAGCCGACAAGGCGCUUGCCCUCGAGCCCCGAGACCCCGCCGCCCACAUUCUCAAGGCCAUGGCCCAGAGUCUAAUGGGUUACAAGACCUCAGCCCUCAAGUCGUUGGAUACGGCGCUUUCGCCUCCGGCGGUGAAGAUGCUGUCGGGCAGAGAAAAGGGGGACGCACCUGAUCGAAGCCGUCGGGCUGAGCUCGGAUAAUUCCAGGGCUUUUUGCUUGUUGGGCCAGUGCUAUGAGAUUAAGGGCCUGAGAGAAGAGGCGAAGAAGGCUUUUGAGGAUGCUCUGAGAAUUGAGCCCGAAUUGAAAGAGGCCCAAGACGGUUUGGGCCGAUUGGGCCCUUAAUUGGGCUUAAUAGUUUUCAAUUUCCUUUCUAUUUAGAGAUAUAUUUGUUUUCUUGGUAAACAAAUUUUAAGUUAUAUAUUAAUUUUUAUUUUAAA